GGUGGUGGUGGGCGGGCCCAUGGUUCCUGGCAGGGAGGCCCCACCCCCCAGUGGGCGUGGUCCCAGCCCUGCUAUAUCUGGCUGCCCAGGUGCGGGCGGGCUCAGACGGGGCCGGGCAUGGCCGAGGGGCAGGGCGCGGUGGCGGGGGGCGACCCCCCGGACAAGGUGAAGCGGCCCAUGAAUGCCUUCAUGGUGUGGUCCAGCGGGCAGCGCCGGCGCCUGGCGCAGGAGCACCCCAAGAUGCACAACUCGGAGAUCUCCAAGCGCCUGGGGGCCGCCUGGCGCCGCCUGCCCGAGGCCGAGAAACGCCCCUUCGUGGAGGAAGCCAAGCGGCUCCGGGCCCGGCACAUGCGGGACUAUCCUGACUACAAGUACCGACCCCGGCGCAAGGGCCGGGCCCCCGCCAAGGAGCUGCCGCCGGGGGGCCGCCCGCCCCCCCAGCUGCCCGCCGCCCAGGCCUGGGGCUACGGCGAGCCCCUGGGCUACCAGCCGGCCCGCUACCCGCCGUGCCCGGCUGCCGCGGGAUACGGGAAUGCAGCCGGAGGGUACAGGUGGGUCCCGCCCGCGCCUCCCGUCCCCUCGGGUGAAUGGGGGACCCCCAACGGUGCCCCCUUACUGGGGAAAUGGGGGGGGAUUAGCAAGGGUGGGGGGCUGCUACAUUCCCUCUUUCCCCAGGCCAGGCAUGGUUGAAAUUAGGGCUGGCUGAGGGGUCCGUGUAUAACCAACCCCAGAGGUGGCCGCAUCUCAGCGCUGGGCAAGGGAUCCCUGUAUAACCAGCCACCCCGCCCCAGAGGUGAGCACAUCUCAGCACUGGGCGAGGGGUAACCGGCCACCCCGCCCCAGAGGUGAGCACAGGGGGGGAACAUACACCAGGUUCAGGUGCUGGUUGGGACCAAGUGGGCACCAGCCCCAGAAUUUGCAUGUUAACUAUUAACAAGGUGAGUCAGUGCCAGCUGCUGAGGGCAUGAUGGGGCACCAGUCCUUUGGUAUGUGAACCCAGGAGUCCUGGCUCCCAGCCCCCCCUGCUCUAACCACCAGCCCCCACUCCCCUCCCAGAGCCGGGGAGAGAACCCGGGAGUCCUGGCUCCCUGGUGUGCCAGGAUAUGCCCACCCCCGCCCAGGGCCCUAGAUCUUUGGGUCCCGGCCAGGAGCAGGGUGGGGUUGGGUGCCAGG
Messenger RNA from Terrapene triunguis (Three-toed box turtle), 1173 nucleotides. It is a transcript of the gene SOX15, whose product is annotated as SRY-box transcription factor 15. Gene Ontology annotation, molecular function: DNA-binding transcription factor activity, RNA polymerase II-specific; RNA polymerase II cis-regulatory region sequence-specific DNA binding. The record is from RefSeq and is a predicted model, not a curated record. Gene Ontology annotation, biological process: cell differentiation; regulation of DNA-templated transcription; anatomical structure morphogenesis. The coding region runs from base 118 to 690 and encodes 190 amino acids. The transcript has a single exon. Lineage: Eukaryota; Metazoa; Chordata; Testudines; Emydidae.